This is a messenger RNA of Gadus chalcogrammus (walleye pollock), 1279 nucleotides long. It is a transcript of the gene gpn3, whose product is annotated as GPN-loop GTPase 3. Gene Ontology annotation, molecular function: GTPase activity. The transcript has 8 exons. Bases 168 to 1025 code for a protein of 285 amino acids. The record is from RefSeq and is a predicted model, not a curated record. NCBI's taxonomy places the organism in Eukaryota, Metazoa, Chordata, Actinopteri, Gadiformes, Gadidae.
UGGGGGCAGUGCACUUCAGUGAUUGAUACAUCCAUCAGAGGACGAAGAAGAAAAUGCAAUAUCUAUUCAUAAACGUGGGGGCUUCUUUAUUAGGUCCAUAACAAUACUUUUCUCCCCAUCUUCGAGAGGUGAGCACCAACUGAAAAGGUUUGGACCGGAGAGGCAGAAUGCCUCGUUACGCACAGUUAGUGAUGGGCCCGGCUGGUAGUGGCAAGAGUACAUAUUGCGCUACUCUGGUACAACAUGCAGAGGCCAUCAAUCGCUCUGUUCAAGUGGUCAAUCUUGACCCCGCUGCCGAACAUUUCAGCUAUCCUGUCAUGGCAGAUAUCCGUGAGCUGAUACAGGUAGAUGAUGUGAUGGAAGAUCCGUCUCUCAGGUUUGGCCCAAACGGAGGUUUGGUCUUCUGUAUGGAGUACUUGGCCAAUAAUUUGGACUGGCUGGAGGAGAACUUGGGCCAUGUCGAGGACGAUUACAUACUCUUUGACUGCCCAGGUCAGAUCGAGCUCUACACACAUCUGCCCGUGAUGAAACAGCUGGUGGAGCAACUGCAGCAGUGGGAGUUUCGUGUGUGUGGCGUCUUUCUGGUGGACUCGCAGUUCAUGGUGGAGACCUUCAAGUUCAUCUCUGGAGUGAUGGCCGCGCUGAGCGCCAUGGUGUCUCUGGAGAUCCCUCAGGUCAACAUCAUGACCAAGAUGGACCUGCUCAGCCCGAAGGCCAAGAAGGAGAUAGAGAAAUAUCUGGACCCAGAUAUGUUUUCAAUGAUGGAAGAUAAUUCGGCCAGCUUCAGAAGCAAGAAAUUUGAUAAGCUCACUAAAGCUAUCUGUGAGCUGAUUGAUGACUAUAGCAUGGUGAGAUUUCUUCCGUUCGACCGCUCCGAUGAGGAAGGAAUCAAUAUAGUUCUGCAGAAUAUUGACUUCUCUAUUCAGUAUGGAGAAGACCUGGAGUUCAAGGAGCCGAAGGAGUUAGAAGAAGAUUCUGGAAACCAGCAGCAGGAUGAAUUGUUUCAAGACAGCGUGGGGAGUUGAGAGGAUCCUGAAAUAAUUGUACCUGGAAAAAUGCAUGUGCGGGUCAAUCAAAAACAUAAUGCAUUGAUUCACAACAACAAGAUGCAGGGCGACACCCACAAUGCUGCGAAGGUUACCAUCUUUGUAUAUAUCAGUUGUCUGCGUUUUUAUUUAUCUUCAAGCAUUUACUUUUAUUUUUCUUGUUUAAGACUUGUAUGUGAUUUUAAAUAAAUAUGCACAGAUUAUUUUUGCUGGAUGAUGUUGUGAAGUGUUCA